Messenger RNA from Helicoverpa zea (corn earworm), 1593 nucleotides. Its product is annotated as cytochrome P450 4C1-like. Lineage: Eukaryota; Metazoa; Arthropoda; Insecta; Lepidoptera; Noctuidae. Bases 24 to 1538 code for a protein of 504 amino acids. Gene Ontology annotation, molecular function: monooxygenase activity; oxidoreductase activity, acting on paired donors, with incorporation or reduction of molecular oxygen; iron ion binding. The record is from RefSeq and is a predicted model, not a curated record. The transcript is spliced from 10 exons.
CAGUUGGUUAUGAAUCGUGAGCCAUGCUGUGGCUAGUGUUCUGUGCCGUGGCUCUGUGGCUAGUGGUCAGACGGUUUCAGAACCGUAGGAUAAUAGCAGUGGCCAGUAAAAUAAAAUGUGGCGUCAAAACUUACCCUUUGGUUGGCCAUGCGUAUUUGUUUAUGGGGGGUGGAGUAAAUCGUAUGGAAUCAUUUCAGCGAUUAGGUCGCGAUGCUAUCAAAAAUGGCGGACUCUCUAAUUUCUGGCUAGGGGGACACUAUUAUACGGUGGUCGUAGAUCCCGUGGAUUUGGAAGUUAUACUAAAAACUUCUUUGGAAAAGGAUGAUAUUAUGCGCUUUGCGAGAAACCUUAUCGGCAAUGGAACAAUUUUUGCACCAGUGAACAUCUGGCGCCCUCGUCGCAAAGUCCUGGCUCCGACCUUCACGCCCAAAAACCUGAACAACUUCGUGAAUAUCUUCGCUCGACAGAGUCAGGUGAUGGUGGAACAACUACAGUCUGUUGAGGGGAAGGGCGCCUUCUCAGUUUGGAAGUAUAUUACCAGUUAUACUAUGGAUUCUGUUUGUGAAACCGCCCUGGGAGUGAACGUAAAUGCCCAAAAGACUACGGAUGAGCCAUUUCUGAUGGCGUUUGAAGAGUGCUGCAAGUUAAUGGCUGCCCGAAUGUUAGCCCCGUGGCUACAUGCUGAUGCUGUGUAUAAGCUGUUACCCCAACAUACUGGCUUUGAAGCCUGUAAGAAGCUCAUCUGCAAUUUUAUUGACCAGGUGAUAAAAGCAAAACGAAAAAGCAUAAAGAUAGACGAGACCAACAUCACGAAAAAAGACACCACCCAUGACAUGAAGACCUUCCUAGAACUCCUAAUAGAAGCAUCAGGGGGAGACCGAGGGUACUCCGACUUGGAGCUACAGGAGGAGACCCUGGUCAUCGUAGUAGCUGGUACUGAUACCUCGGCUGUGGGGGUGUCUUUUGCUGUCAUGAUGCUGGCCAGACAUCCGGAUGUGCAGGAGAUGGUGUAUAGAGAGUUGUACGAAGUAUUCGGUGACUCCGACAGACUCAUUACUCCAGAAGACCUGCCUCGUCUCAAGUACUUAGAUGCCGUGGUCCGAGAAACGUUACGAUUGUACCCACCAGUGCCAGUCGUUGUGAGGAAAAUUGAAAAAGACGUACAACUACCGUCAGGAGUAACCCUAGUAGAAGGUUGCGGAGUAUUAGCCCACAUUUGGGGUACUCAGCGCAACCCUCGGUACUGGGGGGACGAUGCGGAGCAGUUCCGACCAGAACGCUUCCUCGAGACCACGCUCAAACAUCCUGCUGCCUUCAUGGCUUUCAGUCAUGGUCCUAGGAAUUGUUUAGGCUACCAAUACGCCAUGAUGUCAAUGAAGACAGCCUUAGCGACUCUCGUCAGAAGAUACCGCGUGUCCACUUCUGACAUGGCCAGAAGUAAUGGCUGCAAACCAGAAGAUAAACCCAUCACGGUGACCUUUGAUAUCAUGAUGAAAGAUGCUGAUAGGUUCACUGUACAGUUAAAUAGUAGGAAAUAGUUGUGUGAUAGGGUAUUUUUAUAGUUUUUGUAAAUAAAUAGGUAAUUUAAUAGUA